AUGGACGCUCCAGGUACUACGGGAGCUUCGCAGGUCCAGCCACGCUCGCGCAAGCGCCCUCGAGUCACCCGCGUUUCGGAAACUGGGAACGCUGCGGCGACAGGGCCUGUAGCACAAGCUGCUGCGGCCCAGGGCUGGGGACCCGCCACCGUUGUUGGUACUAGUAACCACGGUCAGGCCGUGCGUGCGACCGUGGACACCGUGCCCACUCAACAUCCUCCCACCUUCCCAUCGCAGCAACUCGACAGAUCGCACCAGGUCGCCGAGGCCGACGGAUUGAUGAACGGCUACAACGCCCCGCAGCACACGCAGUACCCUGAUCCCCAGCCGGGUCUUGCCUCCGCCACGCAGCCCGACACGUCCGGCCUCAGCAGCUUGAGCACCCUCGCCGGCGAUCACCAUCACCAUCAGCAUCAUCAGCACGGCGGUCAACAACACGGCCAGCACGGCCAGCACGGCCAGCACGCUCAACACGCUCAGCAGCAUCAUCAGCAGCAACCGCACCAGCAGCACCAACAGCAGCAGCAGCGGACUCCGGCCGGCAAGAAACCCGACCAUCUGAUAUUCCAGCACCAGUACGGUGCCAAUCCCUCAGCCGGCGACUCAUCGCCCGCCGUGGCGAACUCUUCAUCCGCCGCCCCCAGCUACAACAUUCCGGUGUGGUCCGUCACCGGCUCCAGCCCAGCGCCGCCGGCCGCGCCGCCCUCAUCGUCCUCGAUGCCUCCGCAGUCGCCCGCGUUGGGCACCACCGCUACCGGUCUGGCACCCCCGGAAAAUGGCAUCUACCGCACCUUUGAAGAACUCCUGUCGACAGUUCAGCGGACCGCCAAAGAGCAGGGCUAUGGCAUCGUCAAACUGCGCGCCAGCAACUAUCGCGAGGGCAAACCAACGCGGUACGAUCUUGUGUGCGAUCGCGGCGGCGUCAAGUAUAACAGCACCGCCAAGAAGCGCAACCCCAGCACGCGCAAGGUCGAUUGCCCGUGGCGCGCCAAGGCCGUGUGCGAGGUGAACCUGGGCCACCAAUGGCGCUUCCAAGUGCAAGAACAUCGGCACAAUCACGAGCCGCGCAUUCCCGCCGCCGUUCCUGGGCAAGAGAACACGCCCGUCGCGCAGAGCCUCCGGAGCUUGACCAACAAGGUCGACCGCAUGGCCCACGAAAUGGCGCAAGGCUUUGGCCGGCUGGAGAGUGCAAUGGCGGCCCGGUUGGACAACAUUGAGAAGCGACUCGAAGCGCUAGAGACGGGUCGGCCUUCGAUGCUCGGCGGCAACGGUGUGCCUUCCAUGGGCGGCCCGAGCAUGCCAACCGCCAAUAUGGGCGGCAGUAGCCUCGGCAACGGCUCUCUGGCAAAUGGAGGCAUGUCGUCUUUGGUAGACGGCCGGCUGGGCGGCGUCGAGAGCCGGCUCGCCCAGAUGGAACCGCGUAGCUUGGACGGUCUGCAAAUGAUGGAGGACGAGAACCGUCUGGGCAUGAUGGUCGGCUCGUAG
Canariomyces notabilis is the source of this 1485-nucleotide messenger RNA. RefSeq lists its product as uncharacterized. The record is from RefSeq and is a predicted model, not a curated record. The transcript has a single exon. Bases 1 to 1485 code for a protein of 494 amino acids. NCBI's taxonomy places the organism in Eukaryota, Fungi, Ascomycota, Sordariomycetes, Sordariales, Chaetomiaceae.